Molecule: messenger RNA, 922 nt
Organism: Drosophila nasuta
Lineage: Eukaryota; Metazoa; Arthropoda; Insecta; Diptera; Drosophilidae
Gene: SsRbeta
Product: signal sequence receptor beta
Exons: 3
Coding region: 144-716 (190 amino acids)
Cellular component (GO): endoplasmic reticulum; membrane
Source: RefSeq, a predicted model, not a curated record
AAACUGCGGUCACCCUGCGCACGAAGUUUGACAGCCGACAGUUUACACGUCACGAAGUAGCCACGAGAAAGCGACCGCCGCAGUCAGUUGUGUUUAGUUAGUUUUGUUUAAAUAGCCCGCAAAUUAAGUAACGCAAAAUCAUCAUGUUGAGGAAAACGUUAGCGUUGUGCGCUCUCUUCGCUGUGCUCAGCGUCUGCUUGUCUGAGGACGAGACGCGCGCCCGUCUCCUCGUCUCCAAGCAGAUCCUCAACAAAUAUCUAGUCGAGAAGAGCGAUCUUCUUGUGCGCUACACAAUCUUCAAUGUGGGCAACGGAGCGGCGACUCAAGUGCAGCUGGUCGACAACGGUUUCCAUCCUGAUGCCUUUGAGGUUGUUGGUGGCCAACCGGCGGCAACUGUUGAACGCAUUGCACCACAAACCAAUUUCACACACGUGCUUGUCGUGCGUCCGAAGGCAUUUGGUUACUUCAACUUCACUGCUGCCGAAGUGUCUUACAAACCAGUCGAGGAAGCCGAAACACUACAAUUGGCCAUCAGCUCGGAGCCGGGAGAGGGUGGCAUUGUCAAUCUGAAUGAGUACAACAAACGCUUCUCGUCGCAUUUCUUUGAUUGGGUGGCAUUUGCCAUAAUGACGCUGCCAUCGCUGGCCAUUCCCCUCAUCCUGUGGCACUCAUCAAAGAGCAAAUAUGAGCGUCAUGGCAAGAACAAGAAGCACUAGAAGUCUUUUUCUCGUGGGACAUAACUCAAUAUUCAACAGAGAUUCAACAAAAUUCCGUGCAACAUCAGAUUGCUCUUUCAUAUUCAUACACAUUUGACAUUGUAGAAGCAAAGUAUGGCGUUAAAUCGUUUUAGAUUUGAUACGAAGACGCAUCCCAUGUCUUUAGACUGCUUUUCUAAAUAAAUAAAAUUCAAAUCACAUUCUAA